Ipomoea nil (Japanese morning glory) is the source of this 603-nucleotide messenger RNA. RefSeq lists its product as uncharacterized. The record is from RefSeq and is a predicted model, not a curated record. Lineage: Eukaryota; Viridiplantae; Streptophyta; Magnoliopsida; Solanales; Convolvulaceae. The coding region runs from base 1 to 603 and encodes 200 amino acids. The transcript has a single exon.
AUGGCAUCUUCAAAGCUCCGGCAAUCAUGUUCUUUCCCAAUUCUUCUUGUCUCUUUCUUGAAUUUCAUUCUCUCUGCAGCCUCCAUAGCUCCCAUGAUCCUCUUGAAAAUGCCACCAACUUCACUAGGCUAUGCAUUCCUCAUGGUCUCUUCCAUUUCCCUCUUCUCUGCACUCAUAGGCUUCUACUCUCAAUUUUGCUUCACAACCCAUGUCACCCUCCUCCUCGGCUCAUCCCUCGCCCAGUUCCUCGCAUUCUUGACUCUCUUUACGAGGGAGAAUCCUAGCCUCGCAAUGCUGAAAUCCCCGAGGGACCCCCGGGAGGCAAAGGUGUUGGUGAGGCUGGAGUGUGGGUUGAUGAUGGUGAUGUUUGUGAUGCAAUUAGGAGUGUUGGUGGUGAGCUGUGUCGUGCAAUGGUGUUGGGUGAGGAGGAGGGAGGAUCAAAGUGCGGAGGCCGCCAAGGAGGCUUGGGCUCAAAAGAAGAGAGAGUGGAUGGUUAAGGUUCACGAGAACGAGGGCACAGUGCCUGUUACUACAAAGAUCGGUGAAGUGAAAGGUCUGGAGUUGGAUGAGAAGAUGAAGAGCAAGUGUGGCCAAUGUGUUUAA